Lymnaea stagnalis (great pond snail) is the source of this 11103-nucleotide messenger RNA. NCBI's taxonomy places the organism in Eukaryota, Metazoa, Mollusca, Gastropoda, Lymnaeidae. The record is from the annotation of a GenBank genome assembly.
AUUGGUCUAAUUAAAAUUCAAUUCAUUGUUUGGUUUCGAAGAUGGUGUCAAAUUAAUCACUGUUUGUCAUUCUGAACUGACAUUGUUGGCUACUCUGCCUUUGCAUAACUGCAUCAUAUGCACUGUCAGUACAAUACAUAUUUAAGUGUCGCUUCUUUUCGUUCAUUGCAAUUGUAUUGACAGCAUAGUAUUUGGAGUUAGCGUCGGUGCAGUACUGAGACUCAGCUAGAGUCUAACUGACGCCUUUCCUUACGGGUGUACUUAAGACUAGUAGUAGUAGUAGUAGUUACAGUUGGUUAGUAAAGUAGUUACAGUUGGCUAGUAACUGAAACUGGGUAACGAAACAUUAUAUUUCAGACAGUGGCGUAGCGAGGGGGGUGCGGACCGCACCGGUUGACACCAUUUUGGGGUGACACCCAAUUGACAAUUGAAAAAUUGCAUAUUUACAGAGCAAUCUGAGCACACACAACCGAGAUUCAUAAACGUAUAGUAUAACCGAUCACGCUUACAUUUUUCAUAAAUGUAACCAAUCCAAACUCAAAGACAUGGAUGGUUUGGUGAUAAAACCACGAUACUGUACGUGUAAUGGUUAAUGACAAAAACUGGCACAUUUUAAAAGAUGCACUAGAUACGUACCUCAUACUCAUAUACCUUUAGGGAAAUUUUUUCGGUCUGAACCUAUUACUAUUAAUAUAUGAAGCACCUCGUUUCAGAACAAGGACGGACUAUUCAGCGUAGUGACAAGGCUAAAUGCAAAAUCUAAAGGAGGUGUUUGCCAGCUAAAAAAAUCAAUGGAUCUAAGGGAUGAUUCAAAAUGGCAAGAAAAUACUGCGGUCGUGGAUGGUUUAUUCACUCGUCAGUCAGAAAUUGUAUUGUUUUUGCUGCAGAUUGUUUGCUGUUAUUGUUACAGAAACAUCUUCCACAUUUGUUACUGGCUUUGGUAAGUGGUGGAAACUGAGCCCAAAAUUAUAAAACCAUGAGACAUUGGAAGAGCAACUAAUGUUGCCUUGAAAAGUUGAAAGCAUUGGCAGCAGGACUUAGGAUACACAAAACAAUUGAUAAUUGAUACCCAAAGUAUUGCUGUGAUUGACAGGGAGAAGAAAAAGUGGAGGGAUAUCCUGCACAGGUUGCUGGAUAUCACAUUGUUUCUUGCAAAACAAAAUCUUGCCUUUCGUGUCCAGAACGAAGUUGAGUCUUUACUUAAUUUUUCUUGAAAUGGUUGACAUGUUAUCUAAAUAUGACCCAGUGCUAAAAGAGCACCAAAUGAGACUAAAGACGAGUACAUCUACAGAAAAAGCAUCCGCAUCUUACCUUACACAAGAAACCCAAAAUGAUUUUAAAAAUGUUUUCGCACAUCAUGUGAAUUAGAUUCUUUUCAUGGAUUUAAAGGCUGCAAGGUAUUUUGAAAUUAUGUUCGAAAGUACACAUGAAAUUUCACACAGUGAUCAGAUUUCCGAAGUGAUCAGAUAUGUGAAAAUCAACAAUGGGAAAGUUGAAGUGAGAGAUGUGUUCUUGCAUUUUUCCCGUUAAGAGGGAAAAAGCUGAUGACCUCAGCUCUGAAAUUCUUAAAAAUCUAAAACUUUAUAGACUAGAAAUGAUGAUGUUCAGAGCUCAAGGUUACAAUAAUGCUGCCACAAUGUCUGGAAUCCAUGGAGGUGUUGAGGCCAUUAUGAAAAGAAAUAUUAAAAGAAUGCAAUUUUUAAUAUAUGUGUGGGCAAUUCACUUAACUUGUGUGGUCAACACUCUUUUACAAAAAAUGCUUCAUGUAUUUACAUUUUUCGGUACUCUUGAAAGAAUAUUUUCCUUGUUUGCUGCAUCCACUCAUCGAUGGAAUGUUCUAAUUGAACACACCACUGGGAUGUCGGUGAAAAGACUGUCAAUAACGAGUUGGAGAGCUCAUCAUGCUGCUGUUAAAACAGUGAAAGAUGAGUUUGAUGAAUGUGCGGCGGUGAUUGAAACUCUGUGUAAUCCUCUUGAAUAUUCAGAUACAAAAGGUACAGCACAUGGUCUUUUACAUGCUGUCUGUGAUUUCCCGUUUAUAUGCUACCUUUACCUUUGGGCUUAUCUACUCGAGGAAGUUAAUCUUACACAGCAGUAUCUGCAAACUAAAGGCUUUGCUCUUGACAAAGUGGUGAGAAACCUAGAGGCCUAAAGAUUGUUUCUCCACGUGAAGUGCCGUCACUUGGUGUAACAUGCUAUUGAAAAGGCACUUUUAAAAUCAGACCAAUAUGGAAUUUCGGUAGAGAGAAGAAUAAGGUUGAAGAAGAGAAUGGCAGGAGAAUAAUUAUUUGAUGCUAGACUCUUUCUGCGAGAAGAAAACAGUAGGGAGAUCCUGGCUUGUAUUGAUCGCUUUCAUUCUGAAGGCCAGAUCAGAUCAUUAGCGACCAAGGAAGUAGAAGAUAUGUUUGGUACUGUUUGACACAAGAGUCUAGUAUCAGCAAGUGAAGAAGAGUUAUUGGUUUCCGUUCCAAAAUUAACCUCUUUCUAUGAUGAGUCAUUAGAAGAUGAAUUUUUAAAAGAAAUACCAAAGCUUAGAAGAGAUCUAAAGGCAGCUGAUAUUGAAUUUCACAAAUUCAAGGACUGGUCAGUAUUUGAUGUUUUGAAAUUCAUAGCUGAAUGGGACCUCCUAGAAUCUCCUCCAAUACUCUCGCUAAGCUUUUAAUUUUUUUCUUACAAUAUGUGUGUAUGUGGCUUCUUGCGCCCGGAGCUAAUCAAAACUAAGCUUAUCAAGAAAUAUUUAUGAUCCACCAUGGAAAAGUCUAGGCUGUCUGAUGCUGCUCUGCUAAUAAUUGGAAGUGAUACAGUGAAUGAAAUUGAUUUCGAUCAAGUGAUUGACAGGUUUGCAGCUUUGAAGACACUGAAAGGACAAUUUGAAAUAAAGUAAAUUGAAUGUAAAAAUAACUAUAACUUAACGUUGUUGCAGAUUUAAAGACAUUGACCUCAUGACCUUCGAUGUAAUUGAUUUUGUUCUUGUCAUUGUUAUACAGUGUAUUUAUUUUAACAAGUAGAAAUCCAUCAUUGAAGUUUUUUUUAAGGGAGGGGGGGGGGUGUGUGACACCAUGAGUUUACCGCAUCGGGUGACACCAACCCUAGCUACGCCACUGAUUUGAGAUACAGUGUUCAUUGCAGUCUAUAUACUAGACCGUGGACAGUCCAAGUCUUGAAAAGUUCAGUAUCUAAAAUAUACAAGGAACAAUCCAUGUCAGACGUCAGUCACCAAAUUGAAAUAGUAAUAAGUAAUACUAGUAAUAGUAUAAUGAUGAUCGUUAAAAUUUUGUCGCACUAUUUAGUAGACACCCUCAAAAUAGGCCUACAUCUCCCAAAUUUUUAUACACCACCAGUGUGACGCCAUUUAUGGAUGAAAUCCAUGUUCACUAUACUCAUAAACAUUAAUAUUACUAAAUAAACUUAAAAUUAAAUAAUAAUAAAGGUCAAAGGAUAUUGCAAAAAAUAAUUUUGAAUAUACAAUAUACUGUAUUUUAAUUUUAACACUCUUAAUCUCUUUCUAAAAAAAUGUCAUUAAUUUAUGAUUGGGCCUUUAUAAAAUAUUAAACAAUAAAAUCAAUUAUCAUAGGCCCAAUAUCACAACAACACAAAAAGUAAAAACAAAAAAAGUCCAUGUCAUGCCCAUAACUAAGACUAGGGCUAGGCUAAAUUGUGUAGGCCUAUAACUAUAAUCAAUAGACCUAAGUACAUAAUUAUACAUUUUUAAAAUAGUUUGAAUCUGGAAUCAAUGAUCUGUCUAAUUUUAAUGGAAAGUGAGGUUGUAUCACAAAUCACAGCAUAUUAAUUUAAUAAAUAAUUUAUAUUAUUAUAAAUAGUAUGCAAAUGCACAAGCUGAAGUUUUAGUGAAUUUAGACUUAUCAGGAUUAGCUAUGUUCUUGGACCCUUCUUCUAUCUUUCCAGUUUCAACAAGAAUGACACUGAUUAUUAUUGUAACUACUGUUUGCUUACAUCUGGCCGUUAUCAAAACUCAUGGAUAUGUCAAUAACAUAGAAGUAAGAUCACCAGCAGGGACUUUCCAAGCCAUUGCAUUAAUUUCCCAGCAAGGUCACCAAUACACAGCUUUCUUGGGCAUUCCAUAUGCCAUACCGCCAUUAGGAGAACUGCGAUUUUCCAAGCCAAAACCUUAUCCAGUAAUACAAGUAAGAUUUGAUUGCAAACCUUGUGAAGGAUUUAAAAGUCUUUCACUUAAUCAUCUUGUUCUUUUUUUAAAUAAAAAAUCCCUGAGAACAAAUUUAAAUAUUUUUUUGGUUACCGGUAGUUUAAAAAAAUUAAAUAAUAAAAGGCAUUUUUCUCUCUGUACAGGAAAUCUUUGAAGCUACAAAGUUUGGUCCAAUAUGUCUCCAACCUAAAGGAGUUGAUUUGGGAAGUCCAGGUCAAGAAGAUUGUCUCUACCUUAAUGUGUUUAUUCCUUUCACUAAUAAAUCUGUAAGAUGUCAUCUAAUUAUAUAUAUAAUUGCAGUUUUCUCUUAUACUUAUUAAAGUACAACUCAUUGGCAUUUAUUCUCUGCCCUGCAAUAUAUUCUUUACAUUGAAUUAAUUUUAAUUGCGUUUAGAAACACUAGCAUGAUAUUCAAUAUGAUUUACUUUUAAAAAAAUAUAUAUAAACAAUUUUAGCUUAAUAUAAAUAUUUUUUUUUAAAAAUAGUUUUGGCCGUUUCUUUUUCAUUAAUUUUUUUAAGCUAUCCAAUAUUAUACAUUUUUUUUUCUCAUUUAAGAGUCCUGAUGUGAAUCUGAAGAAAGUUUUUGUUUUUAUUCAUGGAGGAUCAUAUUUUAUGGGAUCUGCUAAUGAACAUGUUCCUGGAGACUUGGUAGCAAUGGUAUAAAAUGUUGUUGUUGUUUUUUUUAAAAAAAGUCUCAGUGUAAAAAUGUAUAUGAGCAUUUUAUAACAAACAAGUUCAAAUCAUUUGUGUAUUGUUUCAGUAACAAAACUGGCCACUGAGAUAAAUUUGCAAAUGGUUGCAAUCAACAGUAAAAAAAAUACACAAAGUAAAAGAGAUGAAGAUUUAAUUGAAAGUCAUGCACAUUUUACUUGCAACCCUUAAAAUCUAACAACAUAAAUAAAAACAUGAUGUCAUUUGGUGUUCAUCGGAAGAUAAAAUUAGAUAAAAUAUUAAUAUUGUUAAAAAUUUUUUCAUAGAUUCAUUUUACAUAGAUUAUUGUUAUUAGCGUUUUAAAGUACCUCCAGAACUGAUAAAUCCCACCUUCUUACAAGGCUAUACCUCACGUAUGCUUUAGGGUGACGUCAUAGUUGUCACCUUCAACUACCGUCUCUCCUGGCUUGGUUUUCUCAAAGGCGACUCCCCUGAACUUCCAGGCAACCAGGGCUUAUGGGACCAACUCCUGGCUCUUACUUGGGUGAAAAACAACAUCAGAUCAUUUGGAGGUGACCCAGAUGACAUAACGGUGGGAGGAAAUUCAAUGGGAGGAGAAAGUGUUUCAGCUCUCAGCAUUAUGAAACCAGCCCAAACAUUGUUCUCUAAGGUGAGACUUACAAAUUGGAAUUAAAAGGGUUGAUCCUGCUGAAAGGGCCAUACAGGUGCUUUAAUGGGUCAAUAAAAUAGAAUGAAAUAGAAAUAAAUAUUAUCAGAAUUUUAACGGUGUAUUUUUAAAUUUGUAAUUAUCUGUAUUUGUAAGUACAAUUAUUAUUAUAAUUUGAAACUUUGAUUAAAUUGUGUGUAUAUAAGCUGUACUUUGUUAAUAAAGUAAAAAUGUUUGAUUUUUAAAAAAAAAUUGUCCAUUCCUUGACUGAAGGACCUUCACUUUUAUUUAAGCUCAAGUAUCCCCCUAAUAAGCUAAUCUUCCACCCAGGGCCUCAUCAUGAGUGGGACAAUGUUUACGUGUCCCUCAACUCCUGGGUCCUCUGACGUCCUGCUGGAGUUACUCACUGACCGUGUGGGCUGCAAAAGUGAUCCAGGGGGUCCCCGCAAUGUCAGUGAGAUUGUCCGGUGUCUCCGAGACCUCCCAGCAGAAAGUUUCAUACUGCCCCUUGAAGGCCAGUACACCAACAAGUUUACCACCAUCGAUGGAGAGCUCUUCCCAGCCCCAAUAACCACUUUGGUAGAAGAUCUGAGUUACCUGAAAAGUGUAGGGUUCUAUGACAGAGACUACAUAGUGAGUCUGACCAGCAAUGAAGGAGCCAUAGAAUUUUUUGGACCUUUUGAUUUACAGAUUAGUAAGAAAAAUUUAUCUUAAUGAAUAAUGAAAUUAUUUAAAUGAUAAAAUUUGAUUUUAUUUUUUGUGCUUUGUGUUUUUAAUUAGUAGGUUGAUAGUUUUAAUUUAACUCCCUGCCUUAGGUCAGAUUAUUGUUUUGUUGGUAUUUCCUUGAAAAAUUUUAAAAGAAUGACAGAGUCGUGCAGUGUGUAGAAUUUAAAAAAAAAAAAAAUUAAAGAAAUAAAAUAAAAAAUGUAUUUUUAAUAUCCUGUUAUUUGAAUGGGACUUUUUAAAUUAAUGUCAAAUUUGCUUGUUAAAUUUUCUUAUAGUGUGAAGAAAAAACGCUCUUGACAUAUUUUCUUAGUUCUUGUAGCUCGGUUUUUAUUUAAAUGUCUAUUUUUAAAAAAACUUUUAUGCUUAAUGUCAGUAUGGAUUGUGACAUUAUAUUGUUGCACGCUGCUUGUUUUUUAAUGCUCGAGGCUAGUCUUGAUUGCUAGAUUAGCUGUUGAUCCUGAUUGUCAAAGGGCCACAGUAGUAUUUUAUGUAUUCUUGAUGUAAACAUUGUAUCUGUGAUAUCUUGUGUUGUUUUGGAGAAGUGUAUGCAGAUGUUUUAGUCAGUUACAGUGUGGUCUAUGGGUGGAUAGGUUGAUAUUAUUUCUUCUAACAAUUUUUCAUAUCAAGGUAAUUAUAUUUGGACCAGAUUAUAUGAGUUUUGAAGUUAAAGAUAAUAUUGUUCCUUUUAGGUGAUAAUUUUAUUUACUGUCAAUUUACUUUUUACUGCUGACCAUGUGGAAAGAAUCAUUGUCUUAUAAUCAUCCACUAGACAAACAAGAGAGACUUAUCACUCAAUGAUAUUUUAACUUUAUAGAUUGGAACAAAACAAAGAUGGUAGUUAAUUAUUUAAUUGCAAUGUUCAAAAUCACCUGGCCUCCCUCCUGGGGGAUUUUUUCUUUUCCUCCCCUGCCCAUCCCCCUUCCAACAAAGGGGAAAAGGGGGGGGGGGGGGACACUUAAAAUUCUCCUUCACCAUUCAUCUCAAUCUUAUUUUGACUAAAAAAGUCCCUUCAUCAUUCAUCCCAGUCUUAUUUUGACUAAAAAAUUCCCCUUCGUCACUCAUCCCAGUCUUAAUUUGACUAAAAAAUUCCCCUUCAUCAUUCAUUUCAGUCUUAUUUUGACUAAAAAAUUCCCCAUUGACCAUUCAUCUAAGUCUUUUUUUUACUACAAAAGUCCUCUUCACCAUUCAUCCCAGUCUUAUUUUGACUAAAAAAUUCCCCUUCAUCAUUCAUACCAGUCUUAUUUUGAUUAAAAAAUUCCCCUUCAUCAUUCAUCCCAUCUUAUUUUGACUAAAACAUUUCCCUUCACCAUUCACCCCAGUCUUAUUUUGACUAAAAAUUUCCCAUUGACCAUUCAUCUCAGUCCUUUUUUUACUACAAAAGUCCUCUUCACCAUUCAGCCCAGUCUUAUUUUGACUAAAACAUUCCCCUUCGUCAUUCAUCCCAGUCUUAUUUUGACUAAAAAAUUCCCCUUCGUCAUUCAUCCCAGUCUUAUUUUGACUAAAAAAUUCCCCUUCGUCAUUCAUCCCAGUCUUAUUUUGACUAAAAAAUUCCCCUUCACCAUUCAUUCCAGUCUUAUUUUGACUAAAAAAUUCCUCUUCAUCAUUCAUCCCAGUCUUAUUUUGACUAAAACAAUCCCCUUCACUAUUCAGCCCAGUCUUAUUUUGACUAAAACAAUCCCCGUCACCAUUCACCCCAGUCUUCAACAAUUUUCUCAUUUUCAUAUGCAUCAUUUGUCUCCAGAUCCAGAUGAAAUUGACGCAGAUUUUUUCAGCAAAAGGUUUCGCAUCCCUCUCAGAAUUGCGUCACAGAUGCUAAAAUUGUACAAGAAUCCUGGUUUUUACAAGUACAAUUCUGGCUAUGAUGCAGUGGCUGACCCAGUUAUGGUGAUUCCUACAUUCAAAUUUCUGGAAUCUUUUGCAGCAAAUCGACAAGAAGGUUAGUACUGGAUUUAAUAAGGGGCUGUAUUAAUUUUGUUUGCAUGUUGUGUGGUUUUAAACCAUUGGGUAAUACCUGACUUGACAUCCAGCCACUCAGAGGUAGAAAAUAACAUUUUGGUUGCAUCAAGCCACUCAGAGGUAGAAAAUAACAUUUUGGUUGCAUCAAGCCACUCAGAGGUAGAAAAUAACAUUUUGGUUGCAUCAAGCCACUCAGAGGUAGAAAAUAACAAACUGUCUCAGGUUAAGGGGCUGAGUUGUCAGAGUGCGAGGUAGUUGACUGAGUGGGAGAUAGUUGGCUGACUGCGUGAGAGUUGUCUGAGUGGGAGGUAGUAUUUUUUCGGUAGGUUUAGUGGGGGAGGAUGUUGCGUUGAAAUAACUUAGAUGAUAUAUUAUAUUUUUAACAUGGCUAUUAUACUGAAACCACAUAUGCCAUCUUAUUUAGCCUCAAAUGUUUCCGAACCCACAUAAAAGUGUUGGCAACAUAACUAUUGGACAGUUCCAUUGAUAUAAGAUACACGCUUUAUUCAAUCCUUGUUAAUGACUGUUAUUUCUAUUAUUAUAAAAUCCAGCCAUGGUAAUCUGCACAUGCAAAAGAUGUACAACAACAACAACAUUCUUAUAUACAAAACUUUUGCCUGACCCAUUACGUUUUUUCUGUUUCAGAUGUGAAAGGGAAGUCAUACUUUUUGUGGUUUGACCACAGCCCUACUUUUAUGCCUCUUACCAUCCAGGGAAUGGUGCAUGGCUUAGACCUCACCUACCUGUUUGAUCUCCAACCAAAAGAAAUUCUCCACUUCUACUAUGGUUUACAGGUGGACAAAGGAUUUGAGCCUGAGGAUUAUGAUCUUAAAAACCUCUAUAAUGCAAUGUUAACUGACUUCAUGAAGAAAGGGUAAGUGCUGGGGCAUUAGAAUUUAAUGUGUGAAAAAUAAAGUGGUUCAUCACAAUGUGCAGCAAUGUUUUAAUCUGUAUUAAUUUAACACUGUACGAGUGCAGUGUCAUUUAAUACAUUGUGUUUGGCUUGCUUGGUGAGGUCAAAAAAAAACAAUCCUAUACAUGGGAAAGAAAAAUAUAAUGACUUAUAAAAAUAGAAAAUUCUCACCAAUCAAGAACUAUAGAAGUUAUACAAAGACUUUUAACUGUAGUAUAAGUAGGGACUAAGUAAAAAGCCUGACUGCGCAGGAUGGAAAACUUCUGGAGAGCGCCAGAUUUUUCAGUCUGGUACAGUUCUCAUGAUUUCUGCCUCUUACUCUUACUUUUGAACCCAUAAUUUAGAAAUUAAAUAACUCAUUAAGAUUUUAGAAUUGGGCUGUGUCCACCUCACAGUUGUUAUGUGGAGCUGCCUGGGAACAUUAUCAAAUGAGACCCUCAGAUUGCUUUGAGUGGACAGACCUGAUUCUUAACAACCAGACCAAACUGAAUAUUUAUCAAAAGCCAAUAUAAAAAUGAUUUGCUUUUCUCCUUCCAUCGUCAGAGACCCUGGGCUCUCCUUAAAACAGAAAUUCGACAUUACCUGGCCACCAUUUGAUCUGGAAGCGGAGCCUUACCUCUGCUACGGACCCACUCCUUCAGUUAGGCAUCGCCCCAUUUUUAAACGUAGACAACUCUGGCUUCAAUUCCUGCCCUAUCUUUUGUCGGAGCAUUCACAGGAAAAAUUGAAAGAAGAGCUGUAAUGACAUUAUCGAUGUCCAUGUUGCUGAUAUGAUAUCGCCCAGCUGCAGUCUCAGGAAUUUUUUUAAGGUAGGAAUGAGAUCUCUCAAUGGAAGUAACGUCCAAUAUGAUGUCUCCCGGUCUGGUGGCACCACUUGAACCACUGCGGCAACGUCCAAUUUGAUGUCUCCUGGUUGGUUGGCACCUCCUGAACCAGUGCAGUGUCCAUUAAUAGAAAUUGCACCAUAAACUUUUGUUGAAUGUCUAUUGUAAACAGAGCUAACAGAGAUCUUGUAUCAAAAUAUUAUAUUCUUCAGUAUUACUUGUGGGAAAUGAUUUGUUGUGAAACGUAUUGUACAUUCCAUCCAUUUUUCAAAAUGUUAAUAAUAUCCCGAUUAUUGUGCUAAUUUUACAAAACACUUUUUUAAUGGCCACUUCUAAUUCUAUUCCCAUGGUAUUUAAAUGAAUCCUAUCAGGUGUACACAUCUUGAUGAGAUUUUUUGUGUAAUUGAGCCAAGUGCCACUUGAAAUAUAGUGUGAUAGUCAGCAGUCAAACUGGGCGUCCCUUUUGUUAACAUAACAUAAAAUGUUCGUUUCAUAAGUUUCAUUUUUUUUUAAACCUUGAGUUGUUGAGACUUGAAGGAAAGUAAUUUUGUAUAUUUGUAGAGACAUGAGCGAUUACAAUUAGAAGCUUAGUCGAAAGCCAAAUUUGAUAGUCUCUUUUCAGUUAAUGUCAUUGAAAAGUAACUUUUCUGCUAAGAUAUGUGAAUGAAUAGCAGGUCAGGCCCCAUUUUAAGUGACAUGGUCCAAAUGCCAGAAGGCUGUUAUCAGUGAAUAAAACCUGAGUCAGUGAGAAUUAAAGGUCACCACCAUAAGAAAUAUGAUCUUAACACUUUUUAAACUGCAGUUGUUGUACAAUUUGUAUGUUGUAAUAUGAGUUUUUUGUAAAUCAAUGUUUUCUAAUGUAUUUAAAAAAUUUUUUUAUUGUAACUUUGUUUGCUAUAUCAUGAAAAAGAUUCUUAUAGAAACUGUGGACUGGUUGAUAUUGCAUGUCAUUGGGUUUAAUAUUUUUUUAAAAACUAAUAACCAGAGAAUUAUUACAACACUGUAACACUUGAGAAAGAGUAUUUAAAUGUAAUGAUGCCAAGUCAGUCUACAGUCUACGGGUGUUAAAAUGUUAUAAACAUAAACAUGAAAUGUUUUUGUGAAAGACGUCUGAGUAAAGUUGCUCUGGAACCUUUUCAUGCUCUGGAGCUGGUUCGGACCCACCAGUCGGUAAAUUUUUACCCCAGUUGUUAAAAAUGUG